Molecule: messenger RNA, 1161 nt
Organism: Halichondria panicea
Lineage: Eukaryota; Metazoa; Porifera; Demospongiae; Suberitida; Halichondriidae
Product: dnaJ homolog subfamily B member 1-like
Exons: 8
Coding region: 90-1043 (317 amino acids)
Cellular component (GO): cytosol
Molecular function (GO): protein-folding chaperone binding
Source: RefSeq, a predicted model, not a curated record
AUAAGAGCACAUUUAAUUUCCUUCUUGAUGAAGCACACCUAUUACAUAGCAACCGACUUAGCAACGCAAACAAGAGACCCUCCACAGACAUGGGGAAGGAUUACUACUCUAUUCUCGGCAUUACACGCGAUGCCUCGGACAUAGACGUCAAGAAAGCGUACCGCAAGCUCUCCCUCAAGUAUCACCCAGACAAGAACAAAGCUCCCGGUGCAGAUAACAAGUUUGACGAGGUCGGAGAAGCUUACGAUGUCCUGUGUGAACCUUCCAGACGUAUCACUUUUGACAAGUUUGGAGAGGAGGGCCUCAAGGCUGGUCUCCCCACUGCAGCAGGGGACUUUGUGGAGGGCUACACCUUCCAUGGUAACUCGAGGAAAGUAUUCACUGACUUCUUUGGAGGAGACAAUCCAUUCGCAGAUCUGUUCAACUUUGAGGCUGUGCUUGAUGCUGAUGGUUACGUCAGCUUUGGAGGUCUAAAGGGACGCUCCCAACCUAAACAAGACCCCCCAGUGGAGAGGGACCUCUGUCUCACUCUGGAGGAGGUAUACAAUGGAAGCGUAAAGAAAAUGAAAAUAUCCAGAAAGGUAUUGAAUGAUGAUGGUCGUACUACAAGCACACGAGAGAAGAUCCUCACCAUCACAGUCAAGAGAGGAUGGAAGGAGGGGACCAGGAUAACAUUCCCUAAAGAGGGGGACCAGGGACCCAACAAAAUACCAGCUGAUAUUGUGUUUAUUGUGAAGGAUAAAGAACACUUGUUGUUCAAGAGGGACGGGGUUGACCUGCUGUAUAAGCCUGACAUCCCACUCAAGGCUGCAUUGAUUGGUGGGUCUAUUGAGGUACCUACACUGGACGGACGUGUUAUUCGAGUACCCAUCACUGAGAUUGUGAGCCCUGGUUAUCGUAAGACAGUGGUUGGUGAGGGCAUGCCCCUGGUGGGGGAGACUGGGUCGGGGGACCUCAUCGUAGAGUUCAACAUUGUCUUCCCUCACUCUCUCAACCAGUCACAGAAAUCACUCAUCAAACAAGCACUAGUGUGUGUACCAUGACUGCAUUGGAGCUAGUAUACUGUAUGCAAGAGACUAUGUUGUACACUGUUGUUUCUAUGGUAACCUAUCGAUUAUACACUCAUUAAUUAUUUCAGAGAAAAUUAAUGUUGUUUUUGAA